Molecule: messenger RNA, 1725 nt
Organism: Nasonia vitripennis (jewel wasp)
Lineage: Eukaryota; Metazoa; Arthropoda; Insecta; Hymenoptera; Pteromalidae
Gene: Parp16
Product: protein mono-ADP-ribosyltransferase PARP16
Exons: 7
Coding region: 397-1527 (376 amino acids)
Biological process (GO): endoplasmic reticulum unfolded protein response
Cellular component (GO): endoplasmic reticulum tubular network; nuclear envelope; membrane
Molecular function (GO): protein serine/threonine kinase activator activity; NAD+ poly-ADP-ribosyltransferase activity; kinase binding
Source: RefSeq, a predicted model, not a curated record
GUUUUCUUAUUUUCUCACAAACGCCUGCGUCCAAUAAACACAAACUAACAUUGUUUAUUUUCCACAAAUCCUUGCAAACUCGAACGUUCAGACUUUAUCAAUCAGAGCAAAAUGUGCAACGCCGAUCGUUUAUCUUGGCGAUGUUUUUGAGUCGUCAAGUUAACCAUCCUGCGUCUACUUCGGCUUGUCUCUUACUCUGCUAUACGCUAUGCGACUACGUGUCCCACGGCCCGACGCGCAAACACAACAAAAGACGGCGGAAAACAGACAGCUCGAUCUUUCGCCGGCCAGCGCAGACCGAAUCAUUUUGUAUAAUUUUUUUUUUUUUUAACUAAAAUGACGAUUUCCCGUGAAAUUACUCGUAUCUAAAACAUACUCGAGAACGUUCGAUCAAAUAUGGCUUGUCUUGAGAAGACUCCGACCAAGUUCGACGAAUGCUUGGACAUCAAGGAAAAUGCCAGUGCACCAAAUCAGUCUGAAUUUGAGGUUCUGCGUUCAGCUACUGUUGAUGCACUCAUCAACAAGGAGAACACGGAGAGGAAAAUUUUGGCUCUGAGGCAUAUACUCGAGAAGGACUUGAAAGCUGCGGACUUGAAGUGGUCGCUGUUCGUGGCAGCCGUUUACACUUAUCGACAUGAUACUUGCCUCAGGCCAUUUCCACCUAUGUACAUAAAAAAUGAAACUAAAGAUAUCGAGUCUUUGAGAAAGGCUGUUGAGCUUGUGCCGCCAUUACCAAUUAUUGUUCAAGAACUAAAAGAGCCAAAUAUUUACAAAACUAAAGCAAAUACUAUAGAAUUGCUAUUUUGGGUUCUAAUAAGAUUGAAAGAUUUACAUAUCAAAAGUAUUAGUAAAGACUGCCAUGAAUCUGUAUUAAAAAGGGUAAACUCACAAAUGGCUGUUGCAGUCCCUAAUUUAAUUUUUCAAAUUGCAAGUGCCAAAUCAUCAGCUUCGGAAGACAGAUGGAGAGAGCUUGCCAAAGGACAUUCCACGUUCUAUGCUUAUCAUGGAAGUAGAUUAGAAAAUUUUCAUUCCAUUAUCCAUUAUGGACUACAGCAACACAUGUGCAAAAAGUCGCUAUUUGGAAAAGGCAUAUACCUGUCUAGUGAAUUAGGAGUCAGUCUACCAUACAGUCCUGUGGGUUAUGGAUGGGGUGGAAGUAUAUUAGGAAGCGAUUUGAGUUGCAUAGCCCUAUGUGAAAUCAUCAAUCACCCUGAUGUAAAAAUAGGUGACACAGAUGAUCGCACGAGAAACAUAGCACCAGAGUCUAUUGGUGGCAAAGUUCCAAAUAAAUACUGCUUGGUACUCAACAAUGAUUUAGUGAGAAUAAGAUAUCUCUUGGUAUACAGUCAAGAAUUCGGCCGCCUAAGGCCUUCACAUAAUAAUGGAUUUUUGGGAUGGCUAAAACAGCACAAAUUGUUAACUUUUAUGCUUAGCUACGUAGUGUUACUAGCAUCUGUUGGUUUAUCCCACAACAGAAACGUUGAGAGAUACGUGAGAUCAUUUAUCCAAAAGUUUGGACUGGACUGAUAUAAUGGCUAACUAUCCGACUGUGUGAAAAUUCAAGUGACUUGUUUGUUACCUGACUUGUUUCAGUACAUGUAUUCUUACGACUCAGUUAGGAAAUAAAAAUAAAAUUUUCCAAGUUCAAGUUGGUUUAUCAAAAUAUGACGUAUGUACAAUAAAAUAUGAGAUAUGUAUAAUAAAACUGUACAGAUAACAAAAUAA